CGCGCGAAAAAACCCCCCCCCCAAACGUAACCGGGGCUGUGCACCUCACAACCAACCAAAACAUCCUCUCACCUCUUCCAGACAAAAGGCAUUUGCUAUUUAUAUCUCUCGCUCUCUCUCUCUGUGUGUGUGUGUGUGUUUGUGUGUGUAUAUAUAUAUUUGUGUGUGUGUGUGUGGUAGUGGUGGUGGUGUUGUUGGGUUCGCCCUCUCGGCUAUGCAUAUCCUGGUGGAGUUCUUCGUCGUGACUUUCCGGGUGCUGUGGGCUUUCGUGCAGUCCGCGGCCAGAUGGUUCAUCAAGCCCCGGGAGAAGAGCGUGUGCGAUCAGGUGUGCCUGAUCACGGGCGCCGGCGGCGGGCUGGGCAGGCUCUUCGCCCUGGAGUUCGCCCAGAAGAAAGCCACCCUGGUGCUGUGGGACAUCAACCAGCAGAGCAACGAGGAGACGGCCGAGAAGGUGCGGCAGUUGGGCGCUCGAGUGUACACUUACACUUGCGACGUGAGCAAACGGGACUGCGUGUACCGCACGGCCGAGCUGGUGAGGAGGGAGGCGGGAGGGGUGGCCGUGCUGGUCAACAACGCAGGUGUCGUGUCCGGCCAUCACCUGCUGGAGUGUCCGGACGAGCUCAUCGAGAGGACCAUGAUGGUCAACUGUCACGCUCACUUUUGGACGACCAAGGCUUUUCUUCCCAAGAUGCUGGAGAUGAACCAUGGACAUAUUGUGACUGUGGCCAGCUCCCUAGGGUUGUUCAGCACUGCUGGUGUCGAGGAUUACUGUGCAAGUAAAUUUGGGGCAAUAGGAUUUCACGAAUCUUUAAGUCACGAGCUGAAGGCAUCGGAGAAAGAUGGGAUCAAGAUGACCCUGGUCUGUCCAUACCUAGUGGACACUGGCAUGUUUCGCGGCUGUAGAAUAAGGAAAGAAUUUGAACCCUUCCUUCCGCCUUUGAAACCAGAGUACUGUGUGAAAGAAGCAAUGAGAGCUAUCCUUACAGACCAGCCAAUGAUUUGUACACCUCGAGUAAUGUACACUGUAACGCUUAUGAAGAGCAUUAUGCCAUGGGAAGCUGUUGUAUGCAUGUACCGUUUUUUGGGAGCAGACAAGUGCAUGUAUCCAUUCAUUGCUGAAAGAAAACAGGCUUCGAACAACAAUGAAACCAAAAAUGAAAUCUAAAGAAGACUCUUCACUACAUCCAGCACUGGGACACCUCAGAUACAAGUGGAUGCAAUAUUUUACUUCACAACAAAUCCAUCCAUACAAAUCAGAAUGAGUUUUUUUGCAGUCUCCAGGCUGCAUUGAGUGGUGCUCUCUCAAAAUGGCUGUGAAGACUUUUUCCAUGAUCACUAUGGAAGAAACUAAUAAUGUACUUGUGUAAUGAACGAGUUGCAAGAAGUUAAAUGUAUUAUGCCAACUUUUUUGUAUAAUUUUCUAGUGGUUAGACUGGUUAAAUUUAGUGUCAAUUAAGCAAAGCAAGAUUUGAAAUGUUAAUAUCAUACAGCUGUCAGCAUUGUCAUUCUUGUGUUUGUGGUUAGAGGUAUACUGUACAUGAUGUUCAACUAGAGAAAUAGGUAAAUGCAGUACUUCACAAAUUCCAGUUUUUGAAUAGAAAAUGCACUGUAAUUGACCAUUUCUUCAUCUAAUCAACCCUGAAGAACCUCUGUACCUUUUUAUGAACGUGCCACUGUAGCAUAAUUUUAAACACUUUUCACUUUACUGCAAAAUUUUCUGAAUGGAGAUUGGUUUAAUCUAUCAGAACAGGUGGAGCACCUGUUGCAGUAGUUUUUAAAGGAGAAUCUCAUUGGUGUGCCUUUGCAUAAGUGAAAUAUUUUUCUUUUUUUCUGUGUUAGUGGUCCAUUUUUAAAAGCCUGAAAUUUCUACCUCUUUGUAUAUCUAUUUGUAUAACUCUAAUGUUUUUAAACGUCAGAAGAAGCUAUAAAAGUAAUGUAUGUGCAUAUACCAACAUCCUAGAUCACUUUCUUUAUAUAAAAGACCGGUAUUUGUGGUCCUGAAAAAUGAACUGUGUUUUAGUAACCUAACUGUAAAGAAAAGUUUAAUUAAAAAUGUGAUUUUUAGAUGCAAA
Callorhinchus milii (elephant shark) is the source of this 2072-nucleotide messenger RNA. RefSeq names its product retinol dehydrogenase 10. Bases 215 to 1165 code for a protein of 316 amino acids. The transcript is spliced from 5 exons. NCBI's taxonomy places the organism in Eukaryota, Metazoa, Chordata, Chondrichthyes, Chimaeriformes, Callorhinchidae. Gene Ontology annotation, cellular component: lipid droplet. Gene Ontology annotation, molecular function: oxidoreductase activity, acting on the CH-OH group of donors, NAD or NADP as acceptor. The record is from RefSeq and is a predicted model, not a curated record.